UUCUCAGAUUCACUAACCUAGUAGUUCUCUGGUUUGGGCAUUUCUCAGCUGAAAAUCGAACUGCAGAAAGUGGUGAUUGACUGAAUCGGAGAUGGCGAGCGCAAUUGAUGCGUCGGGAAAUCCGAUCCCGACAUCGUCUGUGUUGACGGCGUCGGCGAAGCAUAUAGGGAUUAGGUGCAUGGCAGAGAACGUGGAGUUCCUCAAGUGCAAGAAGAAGGACCCGAAUCCGGAGAAAUGUCUCGAUAAGGGCAAGGAAGUUACUCGCUGCGUUCUUGGCUUGCUAAAAGAUCUUCACCAGAGAUGCGCAAAAGAGAUGGAUGAGUAUGUUGGUUGCAUGUAUUACCACACAAAUGAGUUCGAUCUAUGUCGCAAAGAGCAAGAAGCAUUUGAGAAAGCAUGCCCCCUUAAGUGAUUCACAAGUGAUUUAUGUUAUUUCAUGCUUAAAAUAAGUUUAGCUCAAUUUGCUGUGAGCAAACUCCGUUGCAGCGUACAAUUUUAUGGAACUUUUUUGCAGUAUGUAUUGUCUCCCUCUUGUCCUCGUUAAGAUUGUUACUGAAAAUGCUUCAAACCUAAAAUCCACACUACUGCCUUUGAGCACAAUCAAGUCAGUCAUUUAUAUUGGGAGGAUGUGCAAAAUCAUUUUGUAGGUGUUGAAACAUUCUGUUAACCCCUGUUAAUUACAUGUAGUUAAUUUCUAUUUUAAUUCAUAAAAUGAUUAUAAAAUUGUCUAUUUAAC
Messenger RNA from Rubroshorea leprosula, 736 nucleotides. The record is from the annotation of a GenBank genome assembly. NCBI's taxonomy places the organism in Eukaryota, Viridiplantae, Streptophyta, Magnoliopsida, Malvales, Dipterocarpaceae.